Molecule: messenger RNA, 5304 nt
Organism: Naegleria gruberi
Lineage: Eukaryota; Heterolobosea; Eutetramitea; Acrasida; Naegleriidae
Product: kinesin
Exons: 1
Coding region: 1-5289 (1762 amino acids)
Biological process (GO): microtubule-based movement
Molecular function (GO): microtubule binding; microtubule motor activity; ATP binding
Source: RefSeq, a predicted model, not a curated record
AUGAGGAAUAAUUUAAAUAAUUUGAGUGGCGUGUUUUCUCCGUCCCAAGAUUUGGAACGAAUGCUUGCCUCUCCAACAACAAGUUCCUUCACAACAAGAAGACAAAACAUUCAAACUCCAUCCUUUAUGGUGUCUCCAAUAGUCUCAAGAGGAGGAUUAUUCUCACCUCUUCCUUCUUUAGGUGAUGACGAAACUCUGUCUGCAACCAACAGGACAGAAAUAUUUUCAAAAGAUGAUGACGAUAAAUCGAGUGUGAGAGUGGUAGUAAGAGUUAGACCACUCUUUGACAAUGAAACACAAAAUUGCAUCCAAGUAGAUCCAGCAACAAAAAGAUCACUUCAAGUUAUUAGCAAUAAUCCAAAAGAGAAACCAAAAACCUUUACUUUCGACCACGUAGCAAGCCCAACAACAACACAAAAAGAUAUGUUCGAGUUUUGUGGCAAACCAAUAGUGGAUAGUUAUCUAGCUGGAUAUAACGGUACAAUCUUUUGUUAUGGGCAAACAGGAAGUGGUAAAACUUUUACUAUGGGAACGUCACACAAUGACGACGUAAUGGAAGAUGACUUGUUGUCAUCAAUGCACAAUUUACACUUGCCUUCAUCUGCAGGUUUAAUACCAAGAGUUCUAUCAUACAUAUUUUCAGAAAUUGAAAAGAAAAGACAACAAAAAGAAAUCAAGUUUAUUGUCAGUUGCUCAUUUCUGGAAAUUUACAACGAAAGAAUUACAGAUUUAUUGGAUUCAACACCUAAAUUACCUCUUUUUAAUGGUGGUACUGUAUCCAAGAGUUUAAAUUUAAGAGAGGAUAUCAAAUCUGGAGUUUAUGUUGAACAAUUAAUUCAUGAGGAUAUUGCAACACCAGUUGAAGCUUUAGCCAUUUUGAAGAAGGGUCUAUCAAAUAGACAUGUUGGCUCAACAUCUAUGAAUAAUCAAUCAUCACGUUCUCAUUCUGUUUUUACCAUCUAUAUGAAAUCACAAGAAACAUCAGAGGGAGGAACAAAAACGCGUACAUCUAGGCUUAAUCUUAUCGAUCUUGCUGGUUCGGAAAGACAAUCAACAUCUAAUACCGAAGGAGACAGAUUGAAAGAAGCUUGUUCUAUCAAUAAGUCUCUUUCUACUCUAGGAAAAGUUAUCAAGGAUCUAGUUGACGUUGCUAAUGGUAUUUCUAGGCAUGUACAAUACAGAGAUAGCAAAUUAACAUUCUUACUUAAGGAUUCUCUUGGAGGGAAUUCUAAGACUUGUGUUAUUGCGAACAUUAGUCCUGCCAUUAAUUCAUUAUCAGAAUCCUUGUCAACUCUUACAUUUGCUCAAAGAGCUAAACGAAUUAAGAAUGAAGCUAAAAUCAAUGAAGAGACAUCUGGAAGUAUUACAUUUUUGCAAGAACAAAUUAAACUCCUGAGGAAACAGUUAUUGGAGGCAAACAAACGAGUUUCAGAAGUUCCACAAACUCCUACUCCACAACUUUCUAUGGAUGAAAAUGAAAAGGAACAAUAUAUUAUAGCAUUACAACAACAACAUGUAUAUCUCUCUGCUCAGACAGAUGAACACGAGGAGAAGAAUUCCAUUCUUACUCAUCGUGUUGAAGAGCUCAAGAAGGUUGCAUCCUCAAAGGAUCGCUUAUUAACAUCAACUAGAUUUUUGCUAAGAUUGCGAGAGGCAAAGAUCGCUAGACUCACUGGAAAAUCAGUGAAAAAUCCAAAACAAGAUUUUGUCUCUGGUUUAGAUUUUGACUUUGAUAGACCACAAUCACCACAAAAGUUUUCCAAAUUCAAUUUUGAAAAUUUCACACUUGAUAAUGAAGAACAAUUCCUCUCUAUAGCCGACAGUGCCCUCCAAAAGGCCCUCUCACCUGAACAACAUCCAGAUGUUAUUCAGCUCAAGAUUGAAAAUAUGGAACUGAAAGAUCAACUUAAUUCAUAUGAAUCCCAAUUUUCCAAGCAAUUUGGAGCUAACAAGGAGUUGUUUAAGGAAUUACAUUCCUACAUUCAAAGUUUAGAGCUUUCAAUCAGACAUUUAACUGGCGAAAAGGAACAACUUGCCAACAAAAUUCAAGACAUGGAAAAGAGCCACAGAAGAAACUCUUCAAUACUCCAAGAACAAGUAGCAAUCAGUGAAAAUCAAACACUGUUAGGAGAAAUAACAAGGUUAGAACAAAUGUAUGAGGAAUCCUUGGAAACUAUUGCCUCACUUAAGAAGGAUAUAACACAAAGCCAAGAAAAGGAGCAAAUGGCAUGGAGCGAGCUUGAGAGCAUCAAGCAACUUUUAGAACAAGUAGCAUCUGAUAAGGAGAAUAUGCUUUCAGAAAAUAUCAAAUUAAAAGAGGAGAGGACUCAAAUUGAAGCAAUGUUGGAAGGUUUGGAAAACCAACAAAUGGUCCAAAAAGGUCAAGAAGAAACUAUUAGAAUGUUGGAGGAAAUGAGAGAACGUGAGGAAAUGGCCAAACACGAGGCAGAGUCUAAAUUAAUACUCGCACACCAAGAGAUUGAAGCUCUCAAACAACAGUUAGAAAGCACAGAACAGCUAUUUGGAGAAUCUAUGCAGGAGAAUGAACAAUCCAAUGAGGAAAUAUCCAAACUGAAAGUAGUAAUAGAAACUCUUAAUACCAGUAUUGAUACUUUGUCUUUCAGAGAGCAAGAGUUACUUCUAUCUAUAUCUGAAAGAGAUGCCAGCAUUGAAUCUUUAAAGUCUCAACUUGAAGAAGUCAAAUCUAAAGAAUCAAUGUUUGCUGAACAAACUCAACAAAAGGAAACUGUUCUAUCCUCUCAAUUAGAACAGGAAGUGGCAACCAAGUGUAUGCUUAUGUCUGCACUUGAUGAGAAGGAGAAGGCUUUGAUGAGCUCCUUUGAACAAAUCAAACACUAUGGUGAAGCCAAUGAUAAGCUAAAGGAUUCUAUUCAAGUAUCUGAAAGAGACUUGGCAGAAAUGAAAGAUAAAUACCAAAGUACAAUCGACGAACUUGAACAGCUCAACACAAUUCACAAAGAAUUCCUUGAAAGCGAGGAUAAAUCUAGAAGAGAAAGCGAAGAACAAAUCAAUUCUCUUCAAGAAUUGAUUGAGGCAUUGAAAUUCGAACUUGGCGAAAAUAUGGAAGCAAACAAGAUUCUCAAUGAAGAAUUGGAACAAUCCAAAUCACAGUUCACCGACCAAAUUUCUGAACUGACCUUGGCUCUUGAGAAACAAGUUCAACUUGUCAACAAUAUUUCCUCUGAAAAAGAUAUCACACUGAGAGAAUUGAAUGAAAAACUUCACAAUGAAAAUAUAAUCCUGAAAAUGAAGGAAGCAGAAUUAUCAAAGCUAACCUCCGAAAUUGAGACCCUUAAGAUUAACUUCUCUGAAUCAGAGCAAAAUUAUGAAAGUAUUACACAACUUGCUGAAGAAAGUAUUGUCAAGUUACAAGAUCGUGAAAAUCAACUUGUAGAAGAAAUUCAAACCAUGAACGGUAAAAUCACUACCUACAUUGAAGAAAAUGAAAAACUAAAGGAAUGUGCUCGAGUAUCGGAAAGGGAAUUGAUUGAAAUGACUGAAAAAUAUCAAAGUGCCCUCAAUACUCUCCAAACCAUCAAAUCAACCCAUGAAGAUGCUAUCAACAACCUUAAACAAUGCUUAGCUCUGGAACAAGAACGAAAUGAUGACCUUUUACAACACUUGAGCUCUAUGGGUAAUACCUCCGAGGAAGAAAAGAAACAACUAUUGGAAAACGAAGAACAGUUAAGAAGAGAAAGAGAGGAACAAAUCAAUUCUCUUCAAGAAUUGAUUGAGGCAUUGAAAUUCGAACUUGGCGAAAAUAUGGAAGCAAACAAGAUUCUCAAUGAAGAAUUGGAACAAUCCAAAUCACAAUUCACCGAUCAAAUUUCUGAACUGACCUUGGCUCUUGAGAAACAAGUUCAACUUGUCAACAAUAUUUCCUCUGAAAAGGACUCCAUGUUCAGAGAAUUGAACGAUAAAUUAAUCAAUGAAAAUAUUGAACUCAAAUUGAAGGAAACAGAAAUCUCUAAUUUGACCUCUGAACUUGAAAGUUUCAAGCGCAAGUAUUCUGAGGUACAACAACACAAUGAAAGCAUUACACAACUCGCUGAAGAGAGCAUUGAAAAGUUGCAAGAACGUGAACAGGAAGUGCAAAAACUCGAAGAACAAGUGUCUAACCUCGAGACUGAGCUCGAUAGCAAAGGCCAAGAGUUGAACAAUAGCAAUCAAAAACUCAAUUCAACUCUAAGACAAUUAGAAGCUUUGAAAACCUCAAGUGAUGGUGCUUCCAAUGAGAAUAUCAAGCUGUUGAGCACAAUUGAAUCUCUAGAAGAUCAAAUCAAAUCCAAGCAAAAUGAAAUUGAACAACAAUUGGAAUCUAUUCGUUCAUUGCAAUCAGGAGAAGAAUUCACCAGAUUGACUGAAAAAUUAAACACUGUAGAAAAGAAGUGUGAAAGUCUGGUCAAAACUCUUCAAACUGAAAGAGAAACCCUCUUGAGAAAAGAGUCUGACCUUAACGAUUUGAGAAAUAACUAUGAUGAGAGCAAAGAACAAUUAUCUACCCUCGAAAAACGAAGCCUCUCACAACAAAUGAUUCACGAAGAGACAUUGAAAAAGUUGAAAGAAAAAUACAAAUCGGAAAAGAACCAAUUAGAGGCUUCAUUGGAAAGCUUGAGACAAAAGUAUGCAGAUAGUGUCACUGAAGUUAAUAGUCUAAAGGAAGAGCUUGAAUCAUUAAGAAAAGAUCAUGAAAAGAUAAUUGGACACAACAAUCACAAGCAAAAGAUUCAAUAUCAAUUAAAGAUUAAGAGAGAAAAUGAUGAAUUGAGGGAUGAAUUACAAAGAGCUCAAAAAGAACUUUCUGAUAUGAAACGACAAUUUAAUCCUCCACCAAGACCAGCUCUGUUUGGAAAUACCAAUUUUGAGAAGAAUCACUCACCAACAGAAGUACCUCUCAGAGACAGAACCUCAUUCUACAUUAAACGAGGACCAACAACAAGUGAAUCAGCUUCACUUCCAACUCCACUCAAUCUCAACCAAUCGGCCCUCACCAAAGAUAGACCAAUUAUGGGAAGAUCCAAGAUGUUAGUUUCCAAUAUUACAACAAGAAACUUUUCUCCAGUAGAUAAGGAAAAUGUUGAAGAACUGAAAACACCUCAAACUGCUUCUUUGAAUACAUCGUCAUUGUUUGGAGGAAACAGAAAGAGAAGGAAUAUUGGUGAUUCCAAUCCAAACGAAACUUCAGCAUUAUUUGAUGCUGAUGUAACAGAAUCUUCAACUAAGAAGGUCAAGCCAACAGAAGUUGACGAAAAACCAAAAUUUAGAUAAAUUUUCUACUUAUUG